Messenger RNA from Drosophila ficusphila, 5188 nucleotides. It is a transcript of the gene polybromo, whose product is annotated as protein polybromo-1. NCBI's taxonomy places the organism in Eukaryota, Metazoa, Arthropoda, Insecta, Diptera, Drosophilidae. Bases 98 to 5047 code for a protein of 1649 amino acids. Gene Ontology annotation, biological process: chromatin remodeling. Gene Ontology annotation, molecular function: protein binding; chromatin binding. The transcript is spliced from 4 exons. The record is from RefSeq and is a predicted model, not a curated record. Gene Ontology annotation, cellular component: RSC-type complex.
CUCACAUCUCUAGAACAUUUUUGUGGCAUUUUUUGUGUGGUGGCGUCUUAUUGUCUUAUUUUUUGACUUUAAUUGAACAAAUCACUGGGAUAGCAAGAUGCUGAGCCGCAAGCGCCGGGCGAGCAGCAUCUCCAGCCGGCAGGACGAGGACCCACUGCAGCUGGACGACUCGACGCCGGAACAGUCGCCGGUGCAGCAGACGACCACACAAUCGGCGCGAAAAAAGCGGCGCCUCGAUCCGUCAGAACUCUGUCAGCAGCUGUACGAUUCGAUCCGAAACAUCAAGAAGGAGGAUGGCUCGAUGCUGUGCGACACUUUCAUCAGGGCUCCAAAACGCCGCCAGGAGCCAUCCUACUAUGACGUAGUAGUGAAUCCCAUCGAUCUGCUCAAGGUGCAGCAGAAACUGAAAACGGAUUCGUACGACGAUCUGGACGACCUGAUGGCCGAUCUGGAGCUGCUUAUCGGAAAUGCCAAGGCAUUUUACAAACCAGACAGCUGCGAGUAUCAGGAUGCCGUCUCUUUGUGGCAGCAUAUCCAGGCGCAGAGGCAGCGUAUCAUGGAGGCCAAUGGCUUGGCGGAGGAAGAGCCGCGUGCCAGGCGCAUGUCGCGACAGGUGCGCCGGAUGACCAGCAGCACGGAACCCGGCGGCGAUGGUGCCGGCGAUGACGAGUACAACCCGUACGAGGAGCUGUUUGCCUCCAUUAUGACCGCCACCGAUCCCGUAGGCGACCGGGCCAUGCACCGCAUGUUCCAGUUGCUGCCCUCGAAGAAGAUCUACCCCGACUACUACGAUGUGAUCGAGCAUCCGAUUGAUCUGCGUCUGAUUGCUACCAAAAUCCAAAUGAACGCCUACUCCUCGUUGGUGGAGAUGGAGCGGGAUCUGCUGCAGAUGACAAAGAACGCGUGCCUGUUCAACGAACCCGGUUCGCAGAUAUACAAGGACGCCAAGGCCCUGAAACGCAUCUUUACGCAGCGGCGUAUCGAGCUGGAGACGGGCAAGGGAAAGAUGGCCAAGCGAAUCAAAAGCCUGUCCAGUUCGGCAAUUGCUGCGCUAAAAGAAGAGGUGGACAGCUCCGACGACGAGGAAACCAGCAAGAAGGGAGAGGGUCCCAUGUGGGCGCUUUUCGAUCACCUGUACAACGCACCGGGAACUUCCGAGCAUCCGGGAGUCACUGGUCCUCCCUUGGGGAACUCACUAUGGAAACUGCCUGUGCGCCGAUUCCACCCAGAAUACUUUGAGCUGAUCAAACGCCCCAUCUCGAUGAGCCAAGUCCACACGAAGCUGAAAAAGGGCGACUAUGCGAACAUCAGUGAUCUCACCGCCGACCUGUAUCUCAUGUUGGACAACGCCAAGAAGGCGUUUCCGCCAAGCCAUCGCACGCACAAGGAUGCGUUGAAAAUGCUGAAGUUAAUGAACGCGAAACUAGUGGAGGAAUCCCUCGUGGAGACGAGCGAUCUGGAUGAGGAAGACGCCGACGAUAUUGACGCCGAGGUGUUUAUAAGCUCACAGCCGGAGAGACGCAAGCCAGGCCGACCGCGCAUUAAUUCCAACUCCAACUCUUCUCACACGCCGAACAACUCGAAUUCACCGAAGAACAAUCGCAUUGCCAUCAAUGCGGCCAUUAAGAAGAAGAUCCUGAGCAUACAGAAAUACCUAGUGGACUACUCUUUGGGUAAUCGUCGGCCCAUCGAGAUGUUCAUGGAGAAGCCGCCACGAAAGGUUUAUCCAGACUAUUACGACAUCAUCCAGAAUCCCAUUGACAUGAACACAAUUGAGCACAACAUUCGAACCGAUCGCUAUGCCGCCGUGGAAGAUGUGGUUUCCGACUAUCGCCUCAUGUUUUCCAAUUGCCGGCAAUACAAUGAGGAAGGCUCCAACAUAUACGAGGAUGCCAACAUCCUGGAACGAGCACUGAACGAAAAACUCAAGGAGUUUCCGGGUCUUUCGGAGGUCAAAAAGCAGCAGCAGAAGUACAGCAAGGUGGGCAGGAAGCUGAAAACCGCUCUGAUUACGGAGCGCCUGUGGCAGUUCUACAGCACAGUGCGGGAGUACCAGGAGCCGAAGGGCAAGAGGCAGCUUUCGCUUAUCUUUACCAAGCUGCCGUCGAAGAGCGAGUAUCCGGACUACUACGACAUCAUUAAGGAGCCGAUAGACAUGGAGCGCAUUGCCCAGAAACUGAAACAGGGCGUUUACGAGAGCUUGGAUGACUUGGCUGCGGAUUUCCUCCUGAUGCUAGAGAAUGCCUGCAAGUACAACGAGCCGGACUCGCAGAUCUACAAGGAUGCGCUGAUGCUGCAGCAGCUAACACUGCAGCUGAAGCAGCAACUGCGCACGGAGCGAGACUCGCUUCCGGAUGUUCCGCUGGCCGUACAGGAGCUGUUCCUCACUUUGUUCACCACUCUGUACAACCACCAGGACGAGGAGGGUCGCUGCUACUCCGAUUCCCUGGCCGAACUGCCGGAGUACGAUGAGCUGGGCGAAGGGCCCAAGAUGCGCGGCAUAUCGCUGGAUCUUGUGAAGCGCAGGUUGGAUAAGGGAGCUUACAAGCGACUGGACGUCUACCAGGAGGACAUAUUUGCCUGCUUGGAGAGGGCAAGGAAGUUGUCGCGCACGGAUUCCGAUGUAUUUCAGGACUCCAUUGAGUUGCAGACUUACUUCAUCCGCAAGCGCGACGAGCUUUGCAAGGACACCCUAAGCUCACCCGCUCUCAAUUUCACGCUAGAGCGCCUCCUGGCCGACGUGGAGGUGAGUCGGCAGCAAAAGCUGCAACAGGAGGAACAGGACCAGGAGCAGGAAAAGGAUAAAGAUGAGUUCAACGCUGCUAAGGGCGAAAGCAUGACAAUAAACCAGCAGGUGUUCUCACCCGGCGAUUAUGUGUAUGUGCAGAUGCCGGAGAACAAGAUCCCAUCGAUAGCCUGCAUCGAACGCCUGUGGACAUCGCCCACGAACGAAAAACUAAUGCAGGCCUCGAUCUUUGUGCGUCCGCAUGAAACGUACCACGUGACCACUCGCAAGUUCCUCGAGAAGGAGGUUUUCAAGAGCAGUCUCUCGCAGACCAUAUCGAUGGACAAGGUGCUGGGCAUGUGCUAUGUGAUGAACAUCAAGGACUACAUCAAAAUGCGUCCCGAAAAGCUGCCCGAGAAGGAUGUGUUCGUUUGCGAGUCUCGCUACAAUAUCCAGGCUCGCUGCUUCAAGAAACUCAAGAACUGGCCGCCUGUGCGCGAGGGCAGCUCAGUAAAGUUUGUUCCGCGUGAGCAGCCAUUGGAGCUGAAGCGUGUGAUGUCCGUGUUUAAGGAGCGGCUGGAGAAGCACAAGGGCGAACUGGAGGAGCUUAAGCUCCAGGAGACCCUAGUUGAAAAGGAGAAGCCGAAUGUGUCCUGUGAUCCGCCGCCAAAUGCUGAGAACAGCUGCGUCUACUACCAGCAGUACAACACGGUUUGCAGCGGGGCCAUCAAAACGGGAGACUUUGUGUAUGUGGCUACGCAAACCGGAAAGCAGUCGGUGGCCCAAGUGCAGCAGAUUUGGGAGGAGAACGGAAAGUCAUACUUCAAGGGCCCUUGGCUUCUGCCGCCAAGUGAGACGACUCCCGGUCUGGGCAAGCAAUUCUAUCGGCAAGAGCUGCUGCUGAGCACCGUCGAGGAAGUCAGUCCGGUGGUGGGCAUUGUGGGUCGCUGCGCCGUCCUCGAGUACUCGGAAUUUAUUAGCUCGCGGCCCACCGAGAUUUCUGAGAGCGAUGUCUACAUCUGCGAGUCCGUCUACGAUGAGAUGAAGAAGGCUCUCCGCAAGCUGGUCUCCGGCAACCUGCGCAAGUUCCAUCACAGUUCCGCCGUCACCGAGGACGAGAUCUUCUACUUCAAGACUCCGAUUAAGCCCUCAAAGGAUGUUAAGAGCGAGAUUAACGAAUUGGGCAUGCUGGAGGACUCCAUGGAUGGGGAUACGCCGUCGCUCAGCUCAGACAUUGCACCAAUGUCUUCUCCCGCUCCUUCUGUGAACUCCACGCCACUGACGUCGAAGAUGAAGGCCGCCAAGUCGGCCAAGAAGUGCCUUACCGGCUACAUUCUCUACUCCAGUGAAGUGCGAAAAAGCAUUUGCCAGAGCAACCCGGAGGCCUCCUUCGGCGACAUUUCCCGCAUGGUGGGCACCGAGUGGAAGAAUCUCCCCUCCAGCGUGAAGCAAAGCUGGGAGGAUCGGGCCAGCCGGCAGAACGAGGAGACGGCGGCCAUGCGCCGCGAGUUGGACGACACCCACAAUAGCGCGAGUCCCUCGCCGCAAGUGUCGCAGGAUGCCACCGGGCAGGUGCUCACCUUCGAGUGUCAGUGGGACAAGUGCGACUUCCAGUUCGAGGAGCUGGGCGACUGCACAGAGCACUGCAUGUCCGAUGCCACCGGACACAUUCAGCGCCAUCCUCAGGCGGGCAUGGAGCUGGAGUACGUCUGCCUGUGGCGCAAUUGCCCACGGAUAAAGAAGUCAGUCCAGGCCUUUCCCAACGUACUGCGACUCAUCAAGCACGUGCGGGAGGUGCAUCUGAGCAAGUGCGGCAAACAGGUGGCGGUGUGCGACCGCAGCAAGAACUUCGUGCCGCGUCGCCAGAAGCACCAACAACUGGCCACAAUGGUGCCCAUUCCGCCAGGUCUCGCGCAAUCGCCCCGUGGUUCGAACAACUUGGAGGCCGUGCAGCUGCAGCAGCAGCAGCAGAACGUCCACCAGCAGCAGAUGCAGCAGCAGACGAUCGUCCUCGGUCCGCCGCCGGAACCGCUCUUCGUCACAGUGCCGCCGCGCACCACGCGCGUCAUCCACUCGGAGGCGUACAUCAAGUACAUCGAGAGCCUGCAGACGGGCAGCCACCUGAACGUGGCCACCUGCAACAACAACUGGCGGCGGGCGCUGACGCACGUCACCCCGGCCCAAGUGGUGGCCAAGGCACCGCUUCCGGAACAGUGGAUCGGACCGAAUCUGCGCGACCAGAACAACGUGGUGCAGGCACUGUGCCACCUGCGCAACUUCAUGGUGGACGAUGUGCUCCAGAUACGACGCAGCUGCAACUAGCCAAUAGAAAUCCUCUAAGCCCAAAGCGAUUCAAGUUCCAUGUUAAAAUACAACAGAAACAAAUUACACAAAAGUAAUCUGUAUUGAUUGGAGGCAGGGGUUGUGCUUUUGGUUAUGCCAAUAAAUUAUGUUAAGACUAAA